AUGGCAAAGGCCGAUCACCCGCAAAUCAAGUAUUGGCAGUACGAGAAGACAUGCGACGUUGGAGGUGUGUGCUCCUGCUACGACGAGGGCGUUUGCACGCAGAACCACUACAAUCCCGACAAUACAAUGAACUUCUUCUUCGAUUCCACCAACGAUUACCAGCCUCCUUCCGAGUUCUUCGUCGGCAAGGUCUGCGACGGUAAUGUUACCGGCGAUCCCCAUUUCGUUGGUGCCGACAAGUCGCGGUUUGACUUCAGCGGCCAGCCCGGCGAGAACUUCGCCCUGAUAUCGGAUGCGCAUAUUGCCGUUAACGCGUAUUUCGGCGGGCGCGUGGAGAAGGAGUGGAUGGGCCAGAAGAACAAGGUGAUGACUUGGAUGCGUAACAUCGCGGUGCUCUGGGGCCACCACUCCGUCGUUUUCGAGGCUAGGCCCGGAGCUGAUUCUGAGUACGGUGCGGGUUACCUCAAGGCGAUCUACGUUGAUGGCGAGAAAACGAGCUUGUCGUUCCCUGGCGAAAAGAUGUACCUGUUCGACGGUUCUGUUGAGCUCAAGUGGGUGGAUGCGAGGAAGAAGGUUGGCGACGAUCUGGUCGACAUUUACGAAAUUUCGGUUGCCGAAAUCAUCACCCUGCGACUGAUUUUGAGGCCUGAGAUCAAGCUGAUGAGGACCAAGGACGACGGGCUUGUUCACUUCACCAUCGAGGUCGUCAGCGCGCAGCUCUCCGCGAACGUGCACGGAGUUCUUGGGCAAACCUACCGCCCCGAUUUCGCCGGCCGACUUGAGAAGCAGACUCUUGUCUGGAGCAAGCUUCUUAAGGCGUACGUGGUUCCGGGUGACAACGCCGAGGGUUUCAUUGAUGGCACGUGGGAGGAUUACAAGACGUCGGAGCUCAUGCGGUCCGACUGCAACUACUGCCGCUUCGUACGCGGAACAGCGAUGGACGACGAAACCGCUAGCGCCGUCGCCAUGGCGACAUCCGUCAGCUCAUCGUACAGUGCUCUCGGCAGGAAGGGCAUGAUUGACGCCCUCAGCAAUAGAGUCUACGCAGACGGUACCUAUAUCCUGGGACCGGCGGCUAGGAUUCUAGAGGCGUUUGGGAUGCUUCGGGAGCAGUUGGAAUGGGUGGGGCUGGAGGUGCAGGCGCAUAAGUGCCGGUUUUGGGAGCGCGAGGGCGGGUAUGUGGAGUGGGCACUGCCAUUGGGGAUGCAGCGGGUGGAGGAGGGUCUCACUGUGGUGGGCGUGCCUAUUGGGGAGGAGGGUUGGGAGGUGACCCGGUUACGGGAGCGGUUUAGACAGUUGCAGGCGCCAUUCCCAUGGCUCCCCCUGCUCGACCACCCCCAGAUGGCUUCACAUCUCCUCGCCAUUGCAGUUUCAGCACGGCCGAUGUACCUGGCCCGGACUAUGCCGCCGCGUCCGGAGGUGGUGGAGGCCUUCAGGGAUUGGGAUAGCUGUUUGGAGGAUUGCUUUGAGCAGCUUUUCCCACCUGACACUUGGGAGCAUGACCCCGACCGGUCUAGGCGCGCGCGCAUGCAGCUGCAUCUCCCUGUGCGACUCGGAGGGUUUGGGAUCCGGGCAGCAGCCUCUUUGAGUCCGCUGUCCUAUGUUUGUGGGUGGGCGCAGGCCGCGCGUGAUAUUUCACAGUUGGGGGUGGCGGGCGAGGAGGCGAUGUUUGCGGAGUACCUCACCACUUCGGCAGGGGCGAUGUUUCUUGACCCGUGGUUUGCCAAGGCUCUUGAGCAGCUGCCUGCGACUAUACGCCAGGAGAUGCCGGGCUUACCUCUGUGCGUAGCGGCCCCUCCUCUUCGGCUUUUCCAGGCGCGGCAGCGGUUGUUGGCGGUAGAGGAGCUCCAGACACUGCGUCGCUCGGCUCGUGACGAUGCCACCCUGGCCCGUUUCACAUCCCUUCAGGGCCCGAGGGCUGGUGCAUGGGUUUCGGCGGUUCCGGCUCACUCAGAUCUCACAUUCACUGCGGCGGAGUGGGGCAUUGCUGCUGCUAUACGGCUCGGGCUCCCAAUUCAGCAGCUGCAGGUGGCGGGGAGGUGUGUUUGUGGCACAGCAUAUGUUGACCCAGCAGACCCGCAUCAUGCCCUGAGAUGGAAGCACCACCAUGGUCCAUCUCGGGUACAUGAUGAGGUGAAGUUUGCGGUGGCGAAGAUCUCUAAGGCGUCUAAGGGGGUGGUGACAAUGGAGGAUAGUGUGGUGCUGCAGGGGAAGCGGGUUGAUGUGGCGGUGCGACGACCAAUGGCUGGAGAGGCUCACGCCGUGGAGAUCAGCGUCGCGGACCCGCUAUCGCUGUCUCCAUCUUUGCUAGGACAGUGCGGGCGUCAAAUAGGCGUGGCGGCAAGAGAAUGGGAGCGUCGUAAAACAAGCGAUUACGCGCCUCUGCUUGCACGCAACCGGGGCGUGCAGUUCACUCCUCUGAUAGUGGAGACGUGGGGGUGUCUCGGCGGUCGCUUUCGGAGGUGGCUUCGUCAGCAGGGAGAUGCGCACGUGUGGCUAGCUGUGUCGCGGGGGGCUUGUCGGGAGGACGACACGGUGUUUCGGCUUAUCUUCUAG
Messenger RNA from Closterium sp. NIES-65, 2556 nucleotides. NCBI's taxonomy places the organism in Eukaryota, Viridiplantae, Streptophyta, Zygnematophyceae, Desmidiales, Closteriaceae. The record is from the annotation of a GenBank genome assembly.